Molecule: messenger RNA, 3592 nt
Organism: Megachile rotundata (alfalfa leafcutting bee)
Lineage: Eukaryota; Metazoa; Arthropoda; Insecta; Hymenoptera; Megachilidae
Source: RefSeq, a predicted model, not a curated record
UUGAGAGUCUGGAAGUCUGCAAGUUUUCAGAUGUACAAAUUUUCAAAUUUAGAAGUUCGGGAGUUUGGGAGUCUGGAAGUCUGCAAGUUUUCAGAUCUUCAAAUUUUCAAAUGUACAAUUUGGAAAUUCACUGAUUUUCAAAUUUAGAAGUUUGGAAGUUUGAGAGUCUGGAAGUCUGCAAGUUUUCAGAUCUACAAAUUUUCAAAUUUACAAUUUAGUACACUUUGAAAUUGUUGAGGUUAGAAAUUUAAACACUUGUGGACUUAGAAAUAUUCCAAUUGAGAGAAAAUUCAGAAAGUCUCAAGUGAAGUAAUAAGAAAUGUUCAAACACAGAAUUCUGCAGAAAUUUUCAAUUGAAGGAGUCCUUCAAAUUUAGAAACUCGAUGUUGCAAAACGAAGCAAACAUUGUCGCUGCAACCCAGAGUAUACAUAUUACAAGAUCUUGAAAUGUUGGUCAACCCGAGUUCGAAAAAUGGCGCCAAAAGAAGAUACGAAACAACGGUUGCACAAAAUGGAGAUCGAAGCACAAUGUAAAACGGCAAGGUCGUUAAUGUUGCGCAACAGUCGUAAUAAUUAAUCUGUACUUUCUCUAUAGCGUGUCUCUUCUUCAUUUCCAGCAGGAGAAUUUCACUCGCACGUUGGAACGGCUUUUCGAAGGAAGGCUAACGAGAUGUGUGUGUUGGUGCGUGCAUGCACGAGUUCACACAGGCGACUGAUGUAAUUUUUUUUUUACCUGUUACGAAAUACACCGGACGUUUAUCACGAAAGUCACGUAGGCAAACGAGAAAGAGGAUUCUUCCGUGUAAGAAAGUUCCGCAGACGAAUCUUGUGGAGGCCUACUUCUCUCAAUAACAUAUGGUUGAUCACGUGUUUGUGUGGUUAGGUGAAAUGCUUAAUGAAAGAAGUUUGACAUUGUUCAUUGAAGAUUUGAUUGAAGAUUUUUUGUGGAAGAUUAGAUGGAAGAUUUUCUUAUAGGAACAAGCAACAAGUGUUUCGAUAAGAGUGAAUCAUUCGAAAGUGAAUCUCCUUUGAUUCACAUCAAAAUAACGCAUCCUUGUCGAAACGAGUUCACGAACAAGACAACAUCUGAUGCAUGCGAUGAUACACGAAAUUCUGCCGAUCCGAAAGAAAGCAAGGAAACGAAACAAGUUGUGCGAGAUGUAGGACAAGUUUCCACGAAGGAAUCACGGAUUGUUCCGUAUAAGACAUCUCUUAAUCAAAAGAGAACAUCAACAAAGAUAUGGUCAUCUGCGAUGAGAGGUAAACUAAACAGAAUUAAGAGUUCCUCGACAGAAUUAUGUGGAAGCUCAAAAGUGGUGCGGGCACAGGUCGAAGUGAAUCCUUCAUCAUCGUCGUCGAAUGAGGCUUCUGAUAUUCACGGACAUAUUCACAGCAAUUCUUCGCGAUUAACUUCCAGUCAAAGCAAUUUGGCCGAUGAAAAAGUCAGGAAGCUGUCAUCGGUCGCCGUCAAAAAAUGGAAGAACUUAAAGAGGACGCUAAUUUGCUCGAGGUCCGAAAAGUCGACGGUGCAAAAAGAAGCAGGCAAGGAAGGACUAACUGUCCCCACGCACAAUUCCACAUCAAGAUACUCGCCUCUCCAAAAGAGUCGCCUAGUUGACGUGUCAACCUCGACCAGGCUGAGUGCCAACGUGCAAAAUGAACCGAUGACGAAGAACAACCUCGAAAACUCAAACGAAUCUCAAAAAGUCCGUCGAUGUUCGAGCGCGGAAGCCCUGCAAGAAAUAGCAUCCCUCAUCCAGAGUCAAUCGAUCAACGGCACAUCGAUCUGCGACGUGAAGAUCAAAGGAUUGACGAUGAACCAAACUGACCUGAUGAAUCUCUUCCAGGCGACCAAUCAGAGCGGUACACCGUCAAUUAUCGCCACGGAAGAAGCUUCUAUCAUCUCCAUCAAGUUCCAUCGCGGAAGCAGCUCGAAGAACACCUCGUACUACGAGUGUCCUCUGAGAAAAAUUUAUAGGAAACUCCCGGAAUUAUUCGAGGAUCUGUCCUUUUCUGAGUUGUUGAAGUCAGAAGAGGUCGAAAAGUCCCAUCGUGCUACUCCUGCUAUACAGGUGUCCGAAUAUUCGGACAGAAUGAACGACUCGAGGAACGAGACGAGUUAUAUCGAUUUGCCGAAGUUGAGGAAUGGUUUGAUGGCGGAAGAGGUGUUUACUAGACGGAGGACUUCGAGGCGGUUUAAUGGAAGGUGAACUAAUGGAUCGAUUCUUGAUUUUGUCGAAAUUAUUUGGUAUUGUAGUAUUGUAGUAUUUAUUGGCUUUUUAUUGCAAUUUUACAAUCAUGACGUUUGAAUUUCUUAGUGGGAAUUUGUAAAGUUUGUAAUGUAGGGGAAAUUUGGGUAGUUUCGACGUGUUAUGUUAGUGUAUGGGAUUAUCUAAUGUUGGGGGGUAGACUAUCAAGCGUUGAAUCGCCACUUGCUAAAUUACUACGCUUUGUAGUGUCACGCGUUGUAUUGUCACGCGGCCCUAUUGUUACGCGCCGUAUUGCCACGCGCCAUAUUAUCACGCGUCGUAUUGUCACGCGUCGUACUCUCGCACGUCGUAUUGUCACGCGUCGUGUCGUCACACAUCGUACUCUCACGCACUGUAUUGUCUCGCGUCGUAUUCUCACGCAAUGUAUUAUCACGCGUCGUAUUGUCACGCGUCGUACUCUCACGCGUCGCACUGUCACGCGUCGUGUCGUCACACGUCGUACUCUCACGCGUUGUAUUGUCACGCACUGUAUUGUCACGUCUCUUACUCUCACGCGUCGUAUUGUCACGCGUUGUAUUAUUACACGUCGUACUUUCACGCGUCGUAUCGCCACGCGUCGUACUUUCACGCGUCGUAUCGCCACGCGUCGUAUUGUCAAACGUCGUACUCUCACGCGUUGUAUUGUCACACAUCGUACGCUCACACGUCAUAUUAUCACGCGUCGUGUCGUCACACAUCGUACUCUCACGCACUGUAUUGUCACGCGUCAUAGUGUCUCGCGUCGUAUUGUCACGCAAUGUAUUUUCACGUGCCAUAUUGCCACGCAAUGUAUUUUCACGUGACGUAUUGCCACGAGUUGAAUGUCGAAUGUCGAGUAACCGUAAGAAUUUGAUUAAACAAAAAUAGAAUAUAUAAGAUUCUGUUCGACAAAGUGAUUUUUUUAUUGAUUCUGAGAAGGUGAACAGGAAUCCCUGUCAAGAUUCCUAGUUCUCUUUGCAGAAAUUCUUACUAAGAAUUACUGUAAUAUAUAAUUAAGUGAGUCUCUUAUGACUUGGACUAGGUAUUAAUUACACUGAUCAUGGAUCUUACACUUAAUUGAUUAAUUGUUAUUUGAAUUAAUGGUAGCAAUGUAAUAUCAGGAAUUAUCGGGGAUUUUACGUGCUUUUUUGAUUUGAGAUUGACUUAGUGUUCUAAUUUAUCAAUUUUGACUGUUUAACUCAUGAAAAAGAUCGCUUUUUUAUCGACUUUAAUUUUAGGUUUAGUUUUAUGUAGUUUUGUAGUCAUUUGAUGUAGUUUUCAUGUGUGACAGACCUAUUAUUUUAAAACUUGUUAAAUUCCUGACAUUACAUAGACUAUCAUUAGUUAAAGACAAGAGAAUUAUU